UAGAAACGCUGUGACCAGACCAAAGACAACAAGGUGAACACUAGCAGGAGCGUCUUCGCUGCUUGAGUGUUGCUUAUCACGAAAUGGACUGCUCAAAUCUAACCAAUGUACGCACAGAGUCCAAGGAUUACCAGAACAGCCACAAAGACACAGACCAGCAGCACUGCACAGAGGAUGAGCCCUUGCUUAGAGACAACCCCAGGCGUUUUGUCAUCUUCCCAAUCCAGUACCCUGACAUCUGGAGGAUGUACAAACAGGCCCAGGCCUCCUUCUGGACAGUGGAAGAGGUGGAUCUAUCUAAGGACCUGGCACACUGGGACAACUUGAAGCCUGAUGAGAAACACUUCAUCUCUCACAUCUUAGCUUUCUUCGCUGCCAGCGACGGCAUCGUCAACGAGAACCUUGUCCAGAGGUUUAGUCAGGAGGUACAGCUUCCAGAGGCCCGAUCCUUCUAUGGGUUCCAGAUCCUCAUAGAGAACAUCCAUUCUGAGAUGUAUGGCAUGCUCAUCAACACUUACAUCAGGGACUCUGAGGAGAGGGAGCAUUUGUUCAAUGCCAUUCAGACUAUGCCGUGUGUGAGAAGGAAAGCAGACUGGGCGAUCCAGUGGAUCUCUGACACCAAAUCCACUUUCGGGGAGCGGAUUGUAGCGUUCGCUGCAGUGGAGGGCAUCUUCUUCUCAGGGUCGUUCGCUGCUAUUUAUUGGUUGAAGAAGAGAGGCCUGAUGCCUGGGCUCACCUACUCCAACGAGCUCAUCAGCAGAGACGAGGGCCUGCACUGUAACUUUGCCUGUCUGUUGUACAGCUACAUAGUGAAGAAACCGUCAGAGGACAGGGUGAAGGAUAUUAUCACCAAAGCUGUCAGCAUUGAGCAGGAGUUUCUGACAGAGGCCUUACCUGUGGAUCUGAUUGGGAUUAAUGGUGUGCUGAUGAAGCAGUACAUUGAGUUUGUGGCAGACCGUUUACUCCAAGACCUGGGAUUGGCCAAGGUCUAUCUGACAGAAAACCCCUUCGACUUCAUGGAGUCCAUCUCACUGGAAGGGAAAACAAACUUCUUUGAGAAGCGUGUAGCUGAGUACCAGAGGUAUGGAGUGAUGUCGAACACCAUGAACUGUGACUUCACCCUUGAUGCAGACUUCUAGUUAAAACACAUGGUUCCACGUGAAGAAAAAGAGGCUUCAGGAGUUCCAUAAUAACCUCAGAUCCUGAUUGGAGGGGAAUCCUGAUUGGAGGAAUUAUAACUGCAUAGGUGCUGAGUGGCAUAACAUCAAUCCAUGUACAGGCACUCGUGUGGGUUUGAAAAUGGAAAAAGGCCACAUAUUAUUACACUUGACCUGUAUAUUGAAUUUACGUUUGUUUUAUUUUAUCUUGAUUUAACAAAGACUUCACACUGACAAUGGCAGCAAUACUAGUGAACCAAUGCAAUGGUUUUAAUAAGUGUAACCGAUGUGAAAUGGCUAGCUAGUUAGCGGCGGUGUGCGCUAAUAGCAUUUCAAUCGGUGACAUCACUCGCUCUUAGACCUUGAAGUAGUUGUUCCCCUUGCUCUGCAAAGGGUCGUGGCUUUUGUGGAGCGAUGGGUAACGAUGCUUCGAGGGUGGCUGUUGAUGUGUGCAGAGGGUCCCUGGUUCGAGCCCAGAUAGGGGCGAGGAGAGGGACAGAAGCUAAACUGUUACAUAAGGAGUUAUUGAUCAAUGCCUUUUGUUUGUUUUAUAAAAUGAAUACUGCUCAUAGUCUCUCUCUGAUAAUAAUUUGUUCUAGGUGCAUAGCUAGAACUAUUAGGAAGAAUGUGUGUGUUUGCAAAACUUGCACGUGGUGAAA
Molecule: messenger RNA, 1816 nt
Organism: Oncorhynchus gorbuscha (pink salmon)
Lineage: Eukaryota; Metazoa; Chordata; Actinopteri; Salmoniformes; Salmonidae
Gene: rrm2b
Product: ribonucleotide reductase M2 b
Exons: 9
Coding region: 84-1139 (351 amino acids)
Biological process (GO): deoxyribonucleotide biosynthetic process
Cellular component (GO): cytosol
Molecular function (GO): ribonucleoside-diphosphate reductase activity, thioredoxin disulfide as acceptor
Source: RefSeq, a predicted model, not a curated record